GUCAGUUCAGUUGCUAAGUUGUUAUUGUCAGUCAAAUUAAAAGAGCCAUCAAUUAAAUAAAUAACCUCUUCAAAGGAAAUAUUUUUGCAAUUUUCAACAAUCGUAAACUAGCUGAGAAGUGCAGAUAGCACGUUUUUGCAUUGGUAAUACUUGGAGCAAUAUAACUCUGUUAAACAUGGAGCCUAGUCAAGAAAACGUAGUUCAAGCUGUUGUUAUAAUGGAUCUUUUCAAUAACAAUUUCUCACCUAUCAAUAAAACUAAGCCUGUGGCAUUACUUUCUGUAGCUGGAGUACCGCUUAUUGAUUAUGUUCUGGAAUCAUUAGGGCUUGGAGGAGUAGGUGAAACAAUUUUGUUUUGCUGUCAAGACGGACCUACAAUUAAGGAGCAUAUAAAGAUGUCAAAAGAGAAGAAAGCACCAUGGAGCUUGACAAUGGAUGUCCAAGUUAUUAUGUCUGAAACUUGUCAAACUAUGGGUGAUGUAAUGAGAGAAAUUGAUGCAGCGGGUCUUGUCAGAGGAUAUUUUGUACUAUUGGGAGUUAACAGUAUUACAAAUGUUAACUUUGCAUCUUUGCUUGAAGAACACAAAUUGAUCUGUAAAAAAGAUAAAGAGGCUGCAAUGACUUUAAUAUAUAAAAGAGUUUCCUGGGAACAUCCAUUAAUUAAAAAUAACAAACCAUUAUUUUUGGCAGCUGAUGGGAACACAAAUAAAGUCCUUAUUCAUGAGAAAACAAGAUCUAAUAGUAAUACUUUGCAAUUACCACUUGACUGUAUCUUGAGUCAUUCAGAAGCAAAAUUGCAUCAUAAUUUGGUAGAUGCCAACAUUGCAUUAUGUUCACCCUCAGUACUUCCUUUAUUUGCUGACAAUUUUGAUUUCCAAACUAGAGAUGAUUUUGUUAAUGGUGUAUUGAUAAACGAGGAAAUUUUAGCAAGUACUUUAUAUUAUAAGAUUCUGAAAGAAAAUCAAUAUGCUGCUGCUAUUACUAAUUGGAAAACUUAUCAAAUUGUUUCAUGGGACAUAUUACACAACUGGGUGUAUCCAUUAUCAAUUGAGACUGGAUCAUUCUUUCAAAACAACUAUAUUCUUAUGGAAAAUCAUAACUUUCGUAAAAUAACAUCAAAGUUAAGCAGAUCUUGUACACUAGAUGAAGAUGUACUAAUAGGUGCUGAUACUGAAAUUUGUGAUAAUACUACAAUAACAAAAACUAUGAUUGGUAAUAAUUGUAAAAUUGGAAACAAUGUUAUCUUGGUAGGAAGCCAAAUAAUGGACAAUGUUACCAUCAAAGAUAAUUGUAAAAUUAUUAAUUCAUUUAUUGACAACAAUUGCAUGAUAAAUGCAGAUUCACUUAUUGAAAAUGGCACCAUUAUAGCUGAAAAUGUAAACAUAAAUGCAGGAAGUAAGUUAAAAGGUGCUAUUAUUGAGUGUUCCGAAGAAGAUAAGAAUGAGAAAAAUUUGGUGAAAUCAACUUCGGAAAGUGGCACUGAGUGGGAGAAUGAGUCUGACGGCAGUGGAGAUGAUGAGUUUGUAGGAUUCGAUAAAGUGUGGAGUGAUAGUGAAUCUUGUUAUUCAUCAGAUAGCAGUGCUCAGUCUUCCUUACCUGAGUCACCAGUUCCAGAAGACACAAAUAUUUUCUUACAAGAAGUUAUUGAUAGUCUAGCGAGAGGUUAUGAAGAGAAAUUGAAAUGUGAUUACUUAAUUUUAGAAAUAAAUUCAUCUAGAUAUGCAUACAACAUACAAUUACAUGAAGUUAAUUUCUUUGUCAUAAGAGCUAUGCUUAGCAUGCCUAUACUUGUUGACAGUAAAAGUGUUCUGGUUACUGUUAAGGAUAUAUUAAAAUUCUUCCGGCCAAUUUUGUCCAAUUACAUCAAGACUAAAUCAUCAAUUAUGGAUUGCUUAAGAGCAGUGGAGGAAAGUUGCAUAAAGUGUGACUGGCUCGAGGGUAAAGCAGGUCAAAUUUUACAUCUUCUGUAUGAGACAGAUGUUGUUGAUGAAGAUUCAUUGGUUGAGUGGUAUGAUGACUUGAAAGAUAAUGAAAGUCCACUUGUCAACCAAACAUCAUUAGUAAAGUUCUUUGAAUGGCUUCAAGAAGCAAGUGAAGAGAGUGAAGAAUCGGAAUAAUGUCUGAAUUCCCAUUGCACAUACAAAAAUAUAUUGGUAUCUCUGUCUAUUCAAAGAGAAUGAAAGGGAUGACAAUCUAUU
Molecule: messenger RNA, 2197 nt
Organism: Papilio machaon (common yellow swallowtail)
Lineage: Eukaryota; Metazoa; Arthropoda; Insecta; Lepidoptera; Papilionidae
Gene: eIF2Bepsilon
Product: translation initiation factor eIF-2B subunit epsilon
Exons: 10
Coding region: 176-2116 (646 amino acids)
Cellular component (GO): eukaryotic translation initiation factor 2B complex
Molecular function (GO): translation initiation factor binding; guanyl-nucleotide exchange factor activity; translation initiation factor activity
Source: RefSeq, a predicted model, not a curated record